Molecule: messenger RNA, 2265 nt
Organism: Alosa sapidissima (American shad)
Lineage: Eukaryota; Metazoa; Chordata; Actinopteri; Clupeiformes; Clupeidae
Gene: slc16a1a
Product: solute carrier family 16 member 1a
Exons: 5
Coding region: 384-1763 (459 amino acids)
Biological process (GO): transmembrane transport; monocarboxylic acid transport
Cellular component (GO): membrane
Molecular function (GO): monocarboxylic acid transmembrane transporter activity
Source: RefSeq, a predicted model, not a curated record
CGGUGAGGUGAAUAAAACUUAAGCAGGAUCCCAGCUCCGGGGGAGGUAAUGUGUCAGGUUUCUGGCGUGUGAGUGUUCUGAGCCUGGCCACUGCGGCUGGUAUUGACCUGUGGACAGCUCCUGGAUUCCAGCAGACCCCCCCCCCCCCCCCUCUUGUGGGCUCCGCUCUGCUACUCUCCUCUCGUCUCUUGGACUACCGCUGAAAGGGCUGAAAACAUAUCUGAAGGGCUUAUGUUUCUUCACCUUGGCAGUUACCUGCUUCUGCUGCUGAGUGACAUGCUGCACUGAGGUGCUAACGCGUGCCCACCAGCCCGAGCUCUUUUAGAGCCAUCGCUAAGAUCUACAUUGCUUCGUUCGUGUGUGAGAACUGCCACUGAAGAGCCAUGGCACCUGCCGUAGGUGGACCGGUCGGGUACACCCCGCCCGAGGGAGGCUGGGGCUGGAUGGUCGUGGUCGGGGCCUUCAUCUCCAUUGGCUUCUCCUACUCCUUCCCCAAGUCCAUCACCGUUUUCUUCAAAGAGAUUGAGGUCAUCUUUAACGCCACCAGCUCCCAAGUGUCCUGGAUCUCGUCCAUCAUGCUGGCCGUCAUGUACGCUGGAGGUCCUGUCAGCAGUAUCCUGGUGAAUAAAUAUGGGAGCCGGCCCAUCAUGAUGGCUGGCGGGUGCCUCGCUGGUAUCGGCAUGAUCUCUGCCUCCUUCUGUGACACAGUGGAGGGCUUGUAUUUCUGUGUGGGUGUGAUAGGAGGUCUAGGGUUGGCAUUUAAUCUGAAUCCAGCGCUCACCAUGAUUGGCAAAUACUUCUACAAAAAGAGGCCCAUUGCCAAUGGCAUUGCCAUGGCGGGAAGCCCAGUCUUCCUCUCCACACUAGCUCCCCUCAACACCUGGUUCUUUGACCACUUUGGAUGGAGGGGCAGUUUCCGGAUCCUGGGCGGGAUGUUGCUGAACUGCUGUGUGGCCGGCGCCCUGAUGCGGCCAAUCGGGCCCAAGCCGCAGCCCCCAGAGAAGGCCAGCAACAGCACAGAGAGCACCUCACUGGUCCAGAAGAUCAACGGCUUCAUUGACUUGACGCUGUUCAAGCACCGAGGCUUCCUCCUCUACCUCAUGGGCAAUGUGGUGAUGUUCUUUGGCCUUUUCUCACCCCUCGUAUUCCUCAGCAACUAUGCCAAGAGCAAGGACAUCCCUAAGGAUAAGGCCGCUUUCCUCCUUUCCAUUCUGGCCUUUGUGGACAUGGUGGCACGGCCCACCAUGGGUAUCGUAGCCAACACCAAGUGGGUGCGGCCCAGGGUGCAGUACUUCUAUGCUGCCUCAGCACUCUUGAACGGGAUCUGCCAUGUGCUGGCGCCCCAGUCGGUCGACUACACUGGUUUUAUCAUCUACGCCUUGUUCUUCGGCUUUGCAUUCGGCUGGCUCAGCUCGGUGCUCUUUGAGACACUCAUGGAUCUGGUGGGCGCCCAGCGGUUCUCCAGUGCUGUUGGACUGGUGACCAUCAUAGAGUGUGGGCCUGUGUUACUUGGCCCUCCCUUGCUUGGGAAAUUCAAUGACAUCUAUCAUGACUACAAGUACACAUACUAUGGCUGUGGAAUCAUUCUGAUUGUGUCCAGCGUGAUCCUGUUUAUAGUCAUGGGGAUCAACUACAGGUUGCUGGAUAAGGAGGCCAAAGAGGAAGCCAAGAAAGCUAAACUGGAGGUCGAGCCCAAGGACAAUGGGACCAGAGAGCGGGGCCGAAUGGAUGAGGAUGGCAAAACCGCUGAGGAUGCUGUCUAAUGGAUUCUGACAGCCACAUGUGGGACGUUACGGUGGAAAGCCAGUGGGAGAGAUAAAAACACUCUGCAGUGAAACUUCACAGCAGCUGUCUCCUUUAGAAUUGACGAAUCUAUGAGGUUGUUGUGAUUUUGCUUCUCUUUUCUUACCUUCACCAUUUAAGUGGUUUCAUAAUGUCCAUCAUGGCACUAUUAAACACCAUGCCAAGGAAUUCAUGUCAGUUGCAAUUCUCUGUGAAUGGAGGGGUGUAAAUAAGUGUAGGUGGGAUUCUACAGUGGACAUUCUCAGAGUAGAAUGCACUGCCUUUCGGAAUAUAUCCUUUCAUUUUUAAAUAAUAUUGGUAAUUCUACUGAUUGCCACCUCCAAACGUUAACUCAGGCCUGAGGUCAGGAAGGACAUACCACUGACCUCAUAGAUCACCAUUAAGAUUUGUUUCUAUUUUGUCAAAGCAUCACCUUGUUUCGUAUUGAAUGUACUAACAACAUUACAAGACAACACAAACAAA